AUGUUAGUGUUAGUUGAUGAUUCGGAGUUUGAAGACGGCGGUGACGGUGUGAAUUAUAGUGCGAAUUUUGUCACAGACACGUUUUUUCCAACGUUUGAUGAUGCAGUUAAAUGGGCGGAUGUUGUUGCCAUAAAUCAGGGAUUUAUUUUGGUUAAAUCGUCUUACAACAAAACCAGGGAUGGUCGACCGUAUCGAUAUUUGAGAUGUGAUCGGGGACGAAGGAGCAAGCCGAGAGAUCUUAAGAACGCAAUUCGAAAGGACACAAAAACCAAAGGUAAUGGUUUUCCUUUCUACAUCAAGAUAUAUUAUGAGUUCAUCACCGAUAGUUGGAAGAUCUGGGCAAAAAAUGAUGCAACUGGGACCCAUAACCAUCCAAUGAUUGUGUAUCAGGAGGGUCAUCGUAAAAUUAGUAGCUUGAGCCCAGAUGCGAAGAAGGUUGUGCGUGACAUGACAAAGUCGAAGGUUGCACCGCGUAACAUCAUGGCGACUAUUGCAGAGCAAUUUCCUAAUGAUCAUCCAAACAUCAGACAUAUUUACAACAGCCGGAAUGACUUGAGAACGGAGAUGUCUGAUGGGAGAGGAGUUGUUCAACAAUUUCUUCAUUUGGCGAGACAAUUAAAGUCAGACAAGCUAUCGGUGGGUUUUGCAGAGAUUAAGAGAGUUGAUUGGGUAUAUGAUAAGGAACCCUCGGUAUUUUUGACAGACCGUGAGCUUGGCCUGUGUGCGACAUUGAGUGAAGUGUUUCUAGGGACGUCACAUUUACUUUGUCGAUGGCACAUUAACAAACAUGUGGAGGCUCGGAUCACUGAUGUGUUCAAAAACAAGAGGAUCGGUGCGAGUUUCAAAAACGGCAAAUGGAAACGUAUCAUGGAUGCUGCAACCGAGGCGGAUUAUAAUGCUGAUGUAGAUACAAUGAAGGCUCGGUGGGAAAGUUAUCCGGCAAUGAUUAGUUAUGUUGAGAGAACAUGGCUUUGUCAUAAAAUGAAAUUUGUGACAUUUUGGACGAACCAAGUUCUUCACUUAGGUAACACGAGUACUUGCAGAGUUGAGAGCCAAAAUUCGGCUGUGAAGAUGUGGUUUGAAUCUUCGACAGGUUCUUUGGAUACCAUAUGGGCCCGAGUACAUUAUCAUAUUGGUAAUCAGAUCAUUGCAAUUCGUAAUGGUUUGGAGGCGUCUAGGUCGAAGAUUAGUGAGAAGUACAGACAACUGCCACUGUUACGUAUUAACGGCAAGGUGUCUCAACAUUGUUUGAAAGUUCUCGAUGACGAGACGAGAAGGAUGAGGGAGCUGAGUUACCAGGUGUAUGAGCGUUGUGGAUGUGCAAUGCGUGUGACCCACGGUUUACCAUGUGCUUGCCAGAUACAUGAUUCGCUAGUUGCACAAACAGGCUUGUAUAUAAGGAAAAUUCAUCCGUUCUGGAAGACCUUGGUUAUCGGUGAUGGUGUUGAUGUACCGAUAUUUCGUUAA
Molecule: messenger RNA, 1467 nt
Organism: Chenopodium quinoa (quinoa)
Lineage: Eukaryota; Viridiplantae; Streptophyta; Magnoliopsida; Caryophyllales; Amaranthaceae
Exons: 4
Coding region: 1-1467 (488 amino acids)
Biological process (GO): regulation of DNA-templated transcription
Source: RefSeq, a predicted model, not a curated record